AUGAUGAUCUUCAUUAUGUCAAUAGAGCUGUCCUCACUUCUGUGGCGCCAGCGGUGGUAUCAAGCACUUUCAAAGUGUUGUGGUUGCUGGGCUCGCGGAUGGGGCCCAGUUCGAUACCUCGCCGACCCUUUGGUUGAUACCAUUUGGCGUGGACGACAUUGGAUGUGGGUACGCCGAACGGGAUUGCGUACGUUGUUGGCCAUUCUAGGAACUGGACGUCAGUACGCGUCGCUCAGAGUCUCCGGCCCUCCUCUUCCCAUGUUGAGGUGUGUUGGGAAAAGGAGACUGGUGUCAUGGCAUGGUGAACACCCGGUGCAAGCACGAGAGAGGCCGCCACUCUUCCCAAUGUGUGUAGGGCUGUUAGCCCCUCACGUGCCCUCGCGCCGUUGCGGAUGUGAGAGGACGGCCCGAAUUGCCUCUCGGGUCGGACGUGUCGGCUACAUGGUAUUUAAAUAUAUUAAGAGAAGGCUUUCUGGGGAGAGGUGUGUCUUACCUUGUCUGAGUGUCUCCUCCAGGGCAAGGCUCCUCGGUGGAGAUGGGGAGGGCUUCCCAUGUUCCGCACCACCUCGCGAAUGGUGUUGUCCGGCUCGGGUCGAUGCUGUCGCUGCCCAUCUGGAAAGUCGACGCCCCCCGCUUGUCGUGACACUUUGGUGCCGUCACCCAUAUAGCCCGCGGUGUUUCUCUCUCCCAGAAGCUCGUUGGUGCGCUGCGCUUUAA
This is a messenger RNA of Trypanosoma brucei brucei TREU927, 717 nucleotides long. RefSeq lists its product as hypothetical. Bases 1 to 717 code for a protein of 238 amino acids. Lineage: Eukaryota; Euglenozoa; Kinetoplastea; Trypanosomatida; Trypanosomatidae. The transcript has a single exon. The record is from RefSeq and is a predicted model, not a curated record.